This is a messenger RNA of Schistocerca nitens (vagrant locust), 528 nucleotides long. RefSeq names its product gustatory receptor 23a-like. The transcript has a single exon. Lineage: Eukaryota; Metazoa; Arthropoda; Insecta; Orthoptera; Acrididae. The record is from RefSeq and is a predicted model, not a curated record. Gene Ontology annotation, biological process: sensory perception of taste. The coding region runs from base 1 to 528 and encodes 175 amino acids. Gene Ontology annotation, cellular component: axon; dendrite; neuronal cell body.
AUGACGUGGCCGGGGCUGUCUGCAGCUCCUCUGGCGGCGUUCGGUGAACUGCGGCGACUGCAGCGCGCCCGGCUGGCGCUGCACCGCUGCAGCCUGCUGUGUGGCCGCCACUUCGGACCAGCCCUGCUGCUUGCCGCCGCAGGCAACUUCGUCGGCAUCGUCUCCCUGAGCUACGGGCUGGUGAUGGUACGAGUCAGCAGGCAGAGCAGUCCAAGCAUGGCGUGGCUCUCCAUCUGGCUGCUGUUCGUGCUGGGGAAUCUCCUCCUUACUUGCUGGGCGUGCUCUUCUGCGGCCAAUCGCGCUACCAGAGUGGCUGUGUUAUUCAGCAAGAUCCAGACACUCUUAAGGCCGGGUGACGCUUCUGACACUUCCCGCCUGGAAAUGGACCCGCUACACUUCUCUGCUGCAGGUUUCUUCGAUGUCAAUUUGCCCCUCUUUGUAUCUACUGUUAGUGCUGCUGUCGCCUACAUGGUGGUGUUUCUACAGUUUUCUGAACUCCAAAGGACAUCUUAUAAUUCCAAGAUGUAA